Molecule: messenger RNA, 2474 nt
Organism: Saccostrea cuccullata (small rock oyster)
Lineage: Eukaryota; Metazoa; Mollusca; Bivalvia; Ostreida; Ostreidae
Product: stabilizer of axonemal microtubules 5-like
Exons: 8
Coding region: 89-1555 (488 amino acids)
Source: RefSeq, a predicted model, not a curated record
UAGCAUGUAGCUAUGGAAAUUAUAUACAAAAACUUCCACUUGCCUUGGAUCAAUGUUUUUUGUUAAAGAGAUUUAAACUCAAAGAAUUAUGUCACAGUCUGUGGCGGUCCCCUUAACAAAUCCCAAAACGGGGUCAGAUUUCCUGGCCUCCACCAAUUUUAAGGUGGCUCAGGACAUGUCUGUCCUUGAGGGAUCCAUGCAGAGUAUCUUCAAGAAAGACUAUCCGCCUUACCAACAUUAUGGUCGCGAAAAGGAGUCCGAGCGACCAAAACUGGCCGAAGUUAUGACGAGAGAUGACAAGUUCUUCAAGGAUAAGGCAUCGGAAACCGUUCGAGCGUUUGAAUACCGAUAUCUACCAAAACCAGUUGCUUUAGAUGAUAUUCACCAAAAGCUCCGAUCAACUAACUUCAAGAUGGAUACUGAUGUGAGUAAAGUAGAUGUCUUUGAGACCAUGCAUACCUCGUAUUUUAAGCCCAAGAUUACACCUGCUUACCAACGCGUCGAGCCGGCCACUAGCACCUCUGUCAGUCAUAUUCCUCAAGGAGAUCCCGAGAAAGCAGCAGAACCCUGCUCAGACUAUCGCGAAAGGUUUAUGGGUCACGAUACAUCAGUGCACGUCACUCACAGAGCGCCAUCUAUGCAUGAAGGCGGACCGCCCACGGUAAAGGGAGACGAUCGCUUGACAAACUUUAACACGUCUCAUAAUGACCAGUUCCAAGGCAAGUGGGAGAAUCCUGUGCAGACUUUACCAGCGCCGUAUGGCUACAACAUUCCGGUCGGAGAUCCGGGCAAGGUCACCAUUAAUGAUACCACCAUGCAGGCGACUUUCCCCUUCAUUAGCGACAAGAGCGAAACCAAGCCGUACUGCAAAUCAGCAGUCAGCGCUUACCUCGGCAAAACUAACUUCAAGGAGAAGGACGGCCAUGGCAAAUAUAACGAUUAUCUGAGUACAGCCAGUGUUUCCUUCCAGCCAGCAUCCACCACGUUUGAGAGAUACCGACCUGGAAAACAUCGAAAUCACAGUGACUUCCCAGAGGGUGACCUCGAGGAAUCCAGGGUCACUGAAAGGGUCAACAUGACGACGUCACGAUUUUACCAUGGCAACCCACCCCUAGGAUUACACAAUCGGAUCAUCUCUGGAGCAAACCUAAGGACAAAGAGUAACGUUCAGUUCGAGGAGCCUCCUCUGACUAAGACGUUCUAUGAUACUACCACUCGGAGCACCUUCAAGCCCGCCGAUGUUCCGUAUACUUACGAUCGUACGAAGUUCCACACAGAGACCAACAUUCCCAUGGAUUAUUACGACAAGAAUGAGGUCAAACACACAUCGUCGUAUAUGGACUACAGAGAUCCGCGGAUAGGAAGAAUGAAUAUCCAUAAACCCGCCCUGGAAAAUCUGAAGAUGUCACACAUUCUGCCGCCAUUGGGAGGUCCUCAACUCCAUAACACGACCCACCAGGUGAUGUUUACCCCCAAAUCUUCAGAAAAAUACGCUUACGACUCCCAAAGACUGCAGAAGAGUUCCGUUCCUCUCGGAACCCUGAAAAUCGUGUAAGACGAAAUCGUCUGAGAGUUGUCUUUCUUUGUGUACUCUACGCCAGCGUCACUCUGCUUUGUAGAACUUUAAAGAAGAAUAUAUUAGUAAUUAAAAUUUCCCUCCUCACAUUUUUUUAUGAACACUUAUGCAAUAUUGCUUUUAUUUAGAGUAGAAAAAGCAGAUAACUAUCAGGAAAGUACACCUUGAUCUCAAGGGAAAAUUAUUAUAACAUAUAAGUUUAUAGUAUUCUUAUCUAAUUGAAAUCAAUGAUCGAGAGGUAUGAGCAAUUUAUAAACUUUUCUAAGCUUUCUUUGAUAAUUUUACAGAGGUGUUAGAGAUGAGAUUAUAUCGUGAAACAUUAAGUGUUCGUUUGAUUUGUAUGCUGUAAAAGAACACCUCUUACUUUAAUGGUAACAUUAGUCAGUAUGACUCAAAGGUUCCAAUAUUGUUAUUUAUUUAAAAUGACUUUUAAAUGCUCAAUUAAGUAUUAAAAUCUGCACAUCUUGCCAGAUUUCUAAUAUAUUUUUUUUUUUGAUGUAUUAAAAUUUUGCAAACAUCAGUAUUAACAUUGGCUUUUCAAAUGUGAAUGUUUACUUUGUGAUAUGAGAUUUUUUUUAUUAGUAUUGUAUUAUUUGUAAGCAUAAUAGAAACCCUAGCAGUAUUAUGGAAGGUUGUUUUUUGUGCAUAAAUAUGUUAUGUGUGUUUGUUAUCUACAUGCCAUUGAAAUGUUUUUUUUUUUUUGUUAUGAUUGUGGAACGACUUCCCAGUGCUAUAUUAUCUUCACUUGAAUUUAAAAAAAUAUCAAUGAUAAUACAGAUUGAAACCUCCACAAAUAAGCUGCCUUUUUUUGGCUUGUAAUUUGUUUUGUUUUUUUUUUUCCUUAAAUUUUGGUUAGUGCUGUCAAUUGUUUCUUGUUCAUAUGAGUGUUACCUUUACA